This is a messenger RNA of Megalops cyprinoides (Indo-Pacific tarpon), 2088 nucleotides long. It is a transcript of the gene parvb, whose product is annotated as parvin, beta. Gene Ontology annotation, molecular function: actin binding. Gene Ontology annotation, biological process: actin cytoskeleton organization; lamellipodium assembly; establishment or maintenance of cell polarity. NCBI's taxonomy places the organism in Eukaryota, Metazoa, Chordata, Actinopteri, Elopiformes, Megalopidae. The transcript has 13 exons. The coding region runs from base 38 to 1171 and encodes 377 amino acids. Gene Ontology annotation, cellular component: cytoplasm; lamellipodium; focal adhesion. The record is from RefSeq and is a predicted model, not a curated record.
UUUGCACAGAUUGGAGCGGGUGAACACGUACAGUAGCAUGUCCGCAGCUCCGAUUAGACCAUCUACGAUGCAGUCGGGAAAGAUGAAAAAGGACGAGUCUUUUCUGGGAAAACUGGGAGGCACGCUGGUUCGGAAGAAGAAAUCGAAAGAAGUGAGCGACCUCCAGGAAGAGGGGAAGAAUGCCAUCAACGCCCCCCUGCAGCCCUCCAGCACAGACCUGCUCCCCGAGGACACUCUGCUGGAGGAGAAUGCUGAAAGGACCAUGUUGGACCCCACAUCCAGGGACAGCCCCAAGUUUAAAGACCUGCAGAAGGUGUUAAUCGACUGGAUCAAUAACGAGCUGGAGGAGGAGAGGAUCAUCGUGAAGGACCUGGAAGAGGAUCUCUACGACGGCCAGGUGCUGCAGAAGUUAUUUGAGAAGCUCUCGGGGCGGAAGCUGAAUGUUGCGGAGGUGACGCAGUCAGAGAUCGGGCAGAAGCAGAAGCUCCAGACAGUGCUGGAGGCUGUGAACGAGCUCCUGACUCCUCAUGGCUGGGCCAUCGAGUGGAGUGUGGACUUGAUCCACGGCAAGAACCUGGUGGCCAUCAUCUACCUGCUGGUGGCUCUGGCCAUGCACUUCCAGGCCCCUAUCCGCCUGCCCGAGCAGGUGUCUGUGCAGGUGGUGGUGGUCAAGAAAAGAGAGGGCAUCCUACACACAUCCCAUGUGACUAAGGAGCUGACCACUACCACAGAGAUGAUGAUGGGAAGAUUUGAGAGAGAUGCCUUUGACACUCUCCUGGAUCAUGCACCUGACAAACUCAAUGUGGUUAAGAAGUCUCUCAUCACCUUUGUGAACAAACACCUGAACAAGCUGAACCUGGAGGUGACGGAGCUGGAGUCUCAGUUUGCCGAUGGGGUGUACCUGGUGCUGCUGAUGGGUCUGCUGGAGGACUACUUUGUUCCCCUCUAUAACUUCUUCCUCACCCCGGAGAACUUUGAGCAGAAGGUCCAUAACGUGGCCUUCGCCUUCGAGCUGAUGCAGGACGGGGGGCUGAAGAAGCCAAAGGCCCGGCCGGAAGGUACUGGCGUUGGGCAGGAAGGGGAAGGAGUGGGGGAUGUGGUCAACUUGAACCUGAAGUCCACUCUGAGGGUCCUCUACAACCUGUUCACCAACUACAAAAAUGCAGAGUGAAGUUCCCUUGGAGAGAAGCGAACUCCCCCACGCGCUGGAGCCUUAAGACUGGAGUCCCACAAGGGGGCGCUGUCUAGCCUCCCUUGAUUUUACCAAGCCCACCCGGGGGGUCCUGUAAAGGGAUGCUAUUUGACCUUCUCCUUUUACCAAAUCUGCCCACUGGAGUAACUGCCCUGCCCACUGGAGCCUUAAGACUGGAGUCCCACAAGGGGGCGCUGUCUAGCCUUCCCCUGUUUACCACCUUCUGCAGGAAUCUCUAACCCCCCUCUUUGUGUGUCACAUGACUCAUCAGUUACCAAAGAGCUGAGGCUGGCUGUGUCUGUUUCAGUGUGUGAUUGGCCCUUGAGUCAACGCUGCAGAUUCUGAUUGGAGUUUCAACUGAAAGCAUGACAGGAUUAAAAAAAAAAUUUCAUACCGUACUUGAUUUUAAAUUGUUGAGGGUAAACCACUCGCUGUUAAACGUGUUGUGGUGUCAGUAAGUAUAUUUGACAUUGUAUUGCCUGGACUAAGAGAAUGCUGUUCCAUGUGUGUAUUUUAUGCAACAAUUGAAAACGUCUGAUGUGACACCCACUAUUUUAAUACAACUGUUUUUUCAGUUUAAUGAAUUGUGUAGUCUGUUACAAAGCAUAUUUAUGAUUAAUGUAAAUCCCUUUGCUCAACCAGUUUCUACCUGUCUUUAGAAUGUAAUGGGCAUUCUGAAUGAGUUACUGUCCUGUGGCGCUCUGCCCCCGGUGGUCAGGUGAGAGAACAGAAGUGUCUGUGAAAAGCCAUGCUGCAUAUGCAGAGACUGUUCAUGCAUGUUUGCCUAAAAUUCAGCUGAUCAAAAUGAUUUGUCAGGCAUACUGUAAUAUAAAUGGAUUGUGAAGAGAAAACAUGUCAUUUAUCUGCUCUAGUGUCUCUGAUUAAAUGAAAUCGUA